Morchella sextelata is the source of this 1593-nucleotide messenger RNA. RefSeq lists its product as uncharacterized. The record is from RefSeq and is a predicted model, not a curated record. Lineage: Eukaryota; Fungi; Ascomycota; Pezizomycetes; Pezizales; Morchellaceae. The transcript has 2 exons. The coding region runs from base 1 to 1593 and encodes 530 amino acids. Gene Ontology annotation, molecular function: ceramide glucosyltransferase activity. Gene Ontology annotation, cellular component: membrane. Gene Ontology annotation, biological process: glucosylceramide biosynthetic process.
AUGAUCUCCUCCAGAGCUGCCAUUCCCCCAGUGGGUGGGGGGCUUAACGACGAUGUUCCUGGCGCCGCCGGCGAGCUGUCGUUUGCAAAGUCAACGGCUGCGUGGGUGGCACUUGUCUGGUUCGUCUUUGUGUGGAUUGUGGGCUCGCUCGGCUAUAUUCAAAUACGCCGGAAAUACCGCAAGCCCCACGCCCAACGGCCCCCCCUGCUCGCCAAAGAAGCGGACGAGCUCCCCUUUGUCUCUAUACUCCGUCCUGUUAAAGGCCUCGAUGGCUUCCUGCACACCUGUCUGUCGUCCACCUGUCUCCUCGACUACCCGAAAUCCAAAUAUGAGCUCAUCGUGUGCAUCGCGUCCCCGCACGACCCGGCCGUCCCCGUGGUCAACGAGAUAAUCGAAUCGUUCCCGGACGUGGACAUCCGGCUGAUUAUCGGCGAGGAGGACGUGGGCCCGAACCCAAAAAUCCGCAACAUGAGCCGCGGCUACAGGGAGGCCAAGGGCGACAUCCUGUGGAUCCUCGACAUCAACGUCUGGGUCACGCCGGGCAUCCUCGCGCGGAGCGUCCGCAUGCUGGAGGGCACCGACAGGGGUGGGAAGGGAUAUAAGCUGGUCCACCAUCUGCCGGUCGGUAUCGAUGUGACUGCACAGGCGGACCAGCUUGCGUCACUGGAGGCGGUCGCGAUAAAGAAUUCCGAAGAGCACCCGCUUCUGCCGGCGCAGCCGGUCGCGGCUACGGUACCCUUCUGGUCACAGAUAUGGCGCACUGGCGGGGGUAGGCUCGAGGAGAACUUCUUGUCUAGCUCGCACUGUAAGAUGUACGUGGCCAUCAACACUGUCGCGGUUGCCUCAUGUGUCGUUGGUAAAUCGAAUCUCUUCCGCCGCUCGCACCUCAACGAGGCCACCCGUAAUCCCGAACACCCCGAAAAGGAGGGCAUCCUCGCCUUCGCCGACCAUAUCUGUGAGGACCAUCUCCUCUCCGAGCGCCUCUGGCUCACCAAGCUCGAGGAGGAGAAGGCCGGCACGCGCGCAUGGAGCAAGCACGGGCUUGGCGAGGACCUGGUCUUCCAGCCCAUGGGCGGAAUGAGAGUAACGGACUACCUCGCGCGCCGCGUUCGCUGGUUGCGCGUGCGGAAAUACACCCUCCUCGCGGCAGCGCUCAUCGAGCCCGGCACCGAGAGCUUCCUGUGUUCGCUCAUCGGCGCGUUCGCCGUGACCACACUGUUCCCGGAGUGCUGUCUGGACCUGUUCGGGGGCGUCAUGGACGAGCCGUCGACGUGGGUGUUGUUUGCGCUGUUCUGGCUGGCGAGCGUGAUGGCAUGGGCGGCGGUCGACUAUGAGCUGUUUAUGUUCCUGCACUCGUACCGCGGGGUUGAGGUGGGGAAGAGUACGCCGCUGUUUGUCACGGAGGAGCUGGGGGGGAAGCGUGGGUUUGGGGCCUGGCUGGCGCAGUGGGUGGGGAGGGAGGCGUGCGCGUUUGGGGUGUGGGUGUGGGGGAUGUGGCCGGGCGAGAUUAAUUGGCGCGGGUCGAGGUACAGGAUUAGGUGGAAGGACCUGAAGGCGGAGGAGAUUGGAAGAGGGCCCGGGAAGAGGGAUUAG